CAGAAAUUAAAUCAGUCUAACAUGACUGCUUAAGAAAAAGAGUGUCAGUCCAACAUGACUGCUCAAGAGAAAGUGUGUCAGUCCAACCUGACUGUACGAGAGAAGUGUGUCGAGCCUCCGCCCAACAGCCGUUUUUAAACGCUCGGUCCUUCGGCGAUACAAGGCAGCGAAUGUUCGUUUCGUCAUCGCAAAACUAGCCGCCUCCCGCGACAAGGUGACGCACACACACACGCAAACACACAGGUGCGAAGGACUGGAGCCGACGACCGAGGGGAGUCGUUCCGGGAAGCUCGGAGACAUCCUGGGUAGCUCGUUGUCCCGCCGCGGCUUGCUCAUGCGUAGCGAAAUCAGGUUCGCGCUGGGGACCUCGGGCACAAUAGUUCGUCCGUCGAACCCGUUUCGUCACAACGGAGAUGGGGCUCGUGGAUGGAGGUGGUUUUCAGCACAAAGCCCGCUUCUUCGAACGCAGUCUAGCUGCAGCGACGGAGAGUGGGGGAUGCGCGCCUUGUCCCCCAGUCGUAAUUGGGUGGCAAUUUUUCCUUGCCGCUCGCCAUUCUUAACAAGGCUGACACAAUAAACACCGACACGGUAGCGCAUUUCAGUCGAACAAAACCCUUCUAAUGUUUCAGGUAGACAAUCGUCUCUCGCCUUAAGGGUUUUGAAUAAGUGGACGCCGUGAGAGAGAAAGAGACAGAAAGAAACGAUUUUUUUCUCAACUUCUAAUCUCGGGCCAUUUAGCGUCAAGUUUGUCGCAACGAGACCACUUCUGCAUCCACGUCCUCGUGGUCCGGACUCGUGUCAUCAUGAGCUUUCACCCAAGGGCUCGGCCUGCGACGACUUCGAUUCGAGAGUUCUUGAGAUAGUGCUGUUCCGGAGAAAAUGCUGCAACGCGCCAGCUAUCUGUUAUCGGCUUGAAUGCACGCCAGACCGACGUAUACGCACCGGCUGCAGCGGCGAGUGCCGCUUCGCGUCGACGAGCGCGCAACAGCUGUUCUGCAAGGGGAGCACGGCGGAAGGGCUCUCGCUCUGUCUCUCUCUCCCUUGCUCGAUUGCGUCACGUUCUCCUUUCCACGCCUUUUAUUUUUUUCACGCUGUCUCUUACGUGCGUCUAUUCGAGUUUCGUCUCCGCUGUUAGCAACAGCGGUACGUCUUUUUUAAUAGCUGCGUUCUCGGCGGCGACGGCUGCAUGUCUAGUAGAUAUCGCGUGGCCCGGUUGUGCAAAGGGAAAGGGACGACUGUAGGGUGCACUUUUGCACUGUGCGCGUGAUCCAGCUUGCCUUCGGAGGGCUGUGCGUGUAAACGCGCGCGCUUCUACAGAUCGCUGGAGAAGGUUCAUCGGCGGUCAAUAGAGAGAACGGUGUGAAGCCUGCCAGCGACGGCGCUGAACAACGCCCAUAGCAGACGACAUCGAGAGAGGAGGUGGUGGUCGCAUUGGAAGUGCAGACUACGAAAGACGAGAUAGCAGGGACUCGGGUUAUUCUCUUGCCGUUUGUUUCGCGUGCCGCCGCGUUAAUAUAUAUAUGUUUUUCUUUCUCUCCGUGCAACGAUCGCUCCCUUCUUUGUACUUCGCUCGUUGACGGAAGGACCCCGCAGCGGCGAGCGACGGCUUCCUUUACAAGCGCUGCGGAGAUAACGCCGCGCUGGCGCUAGCUUGGCACCGAACGCCGGUCCCUUAUUCGUCAGCGUGCCCCAGCGCUGAAGGCUCUCGGCAACUCCUAUACAGGGCAAUCUUGUUAUGGGCCAUGGACGGCGCUGUAGGAGCAUGCUCUGGGUCAGCGGAGUCCUGGGCGGCAGGUGGUCUUUCUGUUUGCUGACGACGGCUCUUCUAGCGCACACCGAGCAUGCGACCGCCAGAAGGCCCCAAAACCACUCGGAUCUCGCUGUCGGCGACGAACUACAAUCAUUCCAGUACAACGGCAAGCCGGCGGGUUCCUUGUCGAAUGCGACGGUUACAGUACCCUACGAGGAUGCGGACAUGCUUCUCCGGCCGCAGCCAUCGCAGGAGGAGGAGGAAGGAGCCGGAAAUGCCUCGUCAUCGUUCUCGUGGCAGCACCAGCAGCAGCUCGCCGCCGCUCUGUUGACGUUGCCGUGCGUGCCGCCAUCCAUCGACGAGUUCCCGAGGGACCCGUUCACUCAGGAACAGCGACUCCAAGGAUGGCUGGCCGUGCACUUCCUGGUGCUCGCCUACCUUUGCUGCAUGCUGGCCAUCGUGUGCGACGAGUACUUUGUGCCCUGCCUGGAGCGGCUGUCCGGUGCGUUGAAGAUAUCAUCUGACGUCGCCGGUGCUACGGUAAUGGCUGUGGGCACUUCGUCGCCUGAGUUGUACUCUGCUAUUAUUGGUUCCUUUGUCACGGAGGGAGACAUCGGCGUCGGCACCAUUGUAGGCUCGGCCGUGUUCAACAUCCUCGGAGUCACCAGCGUGACCGGCAUCUAUUUGCUCUACACGACAGUGCAGCUUGAGUGGUACCCCAUCGUGCGGGACUGCCUGCUGUACGUGGCCAGCGUCAGCGUGCUCGCAGCCUGCAUCUCUGACAGCAUCGUCCACUGGUAUGAGGCUGUAUCUCUGCUGCUGCUCUUCGGCGUGUACAUCCUGGUGAUGCAUUACAACCCACAGCUCAAGAGUCUGGCCAUCGCGCAGGUGGACGAGUUUGUGGCGUACAUCAAAUCCGAGAAGCCAGCGGGGCCCCGACCAAAAAAAAGCAAAUCCGCAGCGGCACCGGCCGAAGCCGCCAGCGCCCCUGCAGUGAGCGAGGUGGCGGCGCCCCUUCUGUCGUCCGCCAACCACGUCUCGCACUCUCCGCUCGAGCCCGCUGCUGCUGUCUCGGUGGUGAAACCGAGAAGUGGUAGCCAGGCGAGAGUCGGAGUAGCCACCGAGAAAGGCUACCACGACGACGUCAGCGGCGGAGCGCAUCCGUUGAUGGGGCCGGACCGUCGCGCACAAGACGUCGCGGUUGAGAUGAACGGUGAGACCAAGGUGAGUUUUGCGAGGCCCUCAGCCCCUUCGGAAGCCGGAUCGUCCACCGACAAGUCCGGUCGCCGCGGAUGCCCGUCCCGCACCUGGUGGUUGGUCACGCUGCCGGCGUCGUUGCUGCUUCGGGUCACAGUGCCGGACUGUCGGCGCUGGCCGCGCCUGUUCCCGCUCACUUUUAUCAUGGCCGUCGUCUGGAUAGGACUACUGUCCUACCUCUGCGCCUGGAUGGUCACCGUCAUCGGUUAUACUCUGAACAUACCGGAUUCGGUUUCUGGCAUAACCAUUCUUGCGGCUGGAAUCAGCGUACCUGAAAUCAUCACCACUGUCCUCAUAGUGAAAAUGGGUUUUGGCAAUAUGGCAUUCAGCAACCUGAUCGGGAGCAACAUCUUCGACAUCCUGUUCUGCUUGGGCCUUCCCUGGUUGGUGAAGACCCUCUCCAACUCCGGAGGCCGGUUGCGCAUCAACAGCGGCGCGCUCACUUACACGACGCUCACGCUGCUGGCCACCACCGUGCUCAUGCUAGUCACAUUGUGUGCCGCCAGGUGGCGCCUCAACUGGCGCGUGGGCCUCGUCUGCCUGGGACUGUACGUCGCCUUCCUAACGCUGGCGUGCUGCUACGAGCUCAACUACUUCGGGCCUUUCAACCCGCCCACGUGCCGAUAAUAACGCGGAGAUCUCAGUUCGGACGCCCGCAUCACGUGCGCUGUGCCGGUUUGAACUUCACGCAGCAACGAACCAGACUCGUUGAUGCAUCGUGUGCCGCUUCAUUCGUCCAUGCGUUUCUUUCACAGCGCCUACCUCACCUGGAUCACGGUUGCGCGUGUAAUGGCUAGCUCCUCUUGAGCUGUAUUCAGUGCUCAUAGAGAGCUGAUGGUGCUACGUGACUUCAGUUGCUUCAGGACGCGCUCCUCAAAGACCUGAGUCGAGCGUCGUGUCAGUUUGGUGUGUGACACCGAUCACGGUCACGACGAGGUCCAAAUGUUCGUGCACAAUUACGCGCUGUAGAGGUACUAACUAUACUCACUGGAAGCUGCGUGUUUGUGACCGACGGACAGUUUACACGCGUUUGUACGCGCGUGCCGUACACAAACGCACGGGGAACGAGCGCUUUACAUCUACUUUGUUAUACGCCAUAAUUUGCUGUAUCCAAAGCGUGACGUGAACGAACUGGGAGUAGGGCAUUGCUACGGCGGUGCAUUCACAGCUCGCACCAGCGUCUCCGUCGUGAUACCGUGGCACUCAGUGCACACGCCGCAGUGCCCCUGUUUUUUAAAAAAUAUCUGGGGUUGUAACACGUGCCAAAAACAUGAUCUGAUUAUGAGGCCCGCCGUAGUGGGGGACUCCGGAUUAAUUUUGACCACCGAAGGUUCUUUAACGUGCAUCCAAAGCUAGGUGCACGAGCAUUUUUGCAUCAUGACUCGACCGAAAUGCGGCCGCCGCGACCAGGAUGGAAUCCGUGACCUGUGCCACUGUCUGCCUUGAAGGCGCAACAGUGCCUAUGCUUGUUUUUCUUUAGCUAUCGGUGACCGUAUGUGUGAUAUGGUGAAAACCCAUGGCCUAAUUCGCAAGGAUCUUCGUUCGUGACAAACAUUUUUCUUUGGCUGGCCACCUUCGCUGAAGUGAUCUUCACAAUCACGACUUGGCCAAUACCCCUUAUUACGAACUCCGCUGGUGUACGAAUUGCUUUGUGCAUAUGGUCAUUGAUAAUGAACCAUUAUGUGGUAAUGUAUAUGGACCGUCAUUGUUCAUGGUGAUGUUUAGCACGAACGGAAGUACUUGUUUUUCCACUCUUGUUUUGAACUGCCUGUUUUUUCUCUUUCGUAUACAAAUUGAUAUAUGCAGUUGUGCUGAAGAGCACUCUCCUGGAAAUUCACUUGUCGGCAAAGUAGUUAUUUCCAAGCUACAGCGUUAGCAGUUCCUAUGCCUUGUACCUACAGACAAGUGCUGAUUUACAAAAACAUGGAUUUAGUCAUGGUUUGCACUUGAUGACCAAGUCGGUGGGUACGCAUUUGGCUUAAGUUAGUAAUUUUGUCUAUGCAUUACUGUCGUCACGAUGCAAACUCUAUAUCAGAGUUCUUGUUGCAAAUAAUAUUGUAGUGGUUAAAAAGUAGAUUUAACAUUUGGAGUAUGAUAUAUCGAGAAUUUUCGGAGGGAGUUUUCGUUCUCAUGGCAUGUCAGCCAUUUGAGAACUGAAUGGUACUUAAGAACCAAAACGGGGUAAAGGUACUGCUAGUAUUGUUGGGCGAAGGUCCAUUCUAGACUACCAACCAAAGCACCGUACUGCCUGUUGGGAUAGUUUGGUAGAUUUGGGUUAGAUUUGGGUUCGUCCUCAUUGCAGUAAGGCUGAACCGCAUAUGAAGAAUAGAAUUACUUAGACUGCAUUCGAGUUCGUGAUCGAAGAGAGUCUUUUGGCUCUCGUCUCCUUUUCACUGCCAUGCUAAAUGCUUUGUUAGCAAUAUUUGUUGCAUCGAUUUUAGUAGGUGAUAUUCAUUUGUAAAUUCUUAAUUGUCUCUUCUUAAACGUAGGUUUUAUGCUAACCGUAGUCUGACUACAAUUCAUAAAGGAGUUCCUUCUUUUUUUCUGUUCUAUUUGCUUUCGAUACACGUUCAAUGACAACCUGACCGUAAGACGCGUUGUGCUAACUUGUGAAUAUCAAACUGAAGUCCACCGUAGCACUUUCAACGUAUAGAACGUGUUUUAAGGGUGAAGCAAUAGUAAUGACGACGAUAACAACAGUAGCAGCAUAAGUAUACGAAUAGAAGUCUUUUAACCAGAGUGAUAUUGUGUUAUUUCUCACUUGUUUAUUGAAUUCCAGAGUACAACAACGAUAUUAUGUUCUUCGUUAGUGUUUGCGCAUAAAACCUGUGACAGUGCAACCAAUAAAACAUGGGCCACUGUGACGGAACGAUUCUAUAACGAUGCUAUUCUUUUUCGCACUUCGUCAGUGGUUCGAUAGGCGCUCCGCCCAUGUUAUCACCAGGACCGAUCGUAGGUGGUGGAUGAUAGGAAAGUAAUAAAAUCAAGCAAAUGGGGAUUCGUUACAUUAUACCGGCCAUGAUUAACGCGGAUGGUACGAUACGAGGAAUGACAGCUGGAACGGUACACUACAAAUUGCGCUUCACAAACUGAGCUUAUGUGAAACAACAACAACAACAACAACAAGCUUAAACAAAGUCAACUCCACGUGACAUCUACGUAAUGCGGUCAGGCAGACAAUGGUGCUUAUGAAUCGUAUAAGUGUUCUGCAGCGAGCGGUCAAUGCUUUUGCGACGAAUUGUGAGCUGAUGCAGAGUGUAUCGCAUGGCGUUGUUUGUUGGAGUGAUACACAGUGACCCACGUUGGCGUCAAAGAGGAUCGUUGAAGAGUGGCACCUAUGCAGUGGCUCCAGGGGCGCAUGCCCAGUGCUCAAGACCGGCACACUGUCUUCGCAUCGGCUUACAUUUUAGACUGCACUAUUUUUGGCAUGGGCUCACAUUUUUCGACUGCACUAUUUUCGGGAUCGGCUCAUGAAAACGUCGAGAUAGUCACUAGAUAGUCGAUAAGGAACACUGGGUUGAAGUCGCCAAGAAUGAUCCCCAUUAAAACAAUUGCCCAAGUUACUUUCUGCAUUCAAAAUUUCUCAUAAUAUUGCUGCAUGAAGAGAGACAGUGGCUGAUGGAUACGUCGCCUCAGCCUUGAGCCUAUGUUCAUCUGCGUCCAACGGCAUCUGUAGCAACUUUUACUGCCAAUAAUUCCGUAUGCUGGUUGGUUGGUUGGCUAUGGUAUUAACUACUGCAUACGGAUAUAUUUGGGCAUUCUUUUCUUAAUUGAAAUUAAAAAUAAUGCUUGUACAUUUUGGUAGCUUAAAACUUGUCUUCAGUACCACCAACAGCAUCAACUGAUGACUGCCUCCCAAUCCGACAAUGUAGUCGUUGCUUGUAGGAUUCUAGGGAGGUCUAUUUUUGAGUUCUUGCUCUUUAUAAUUCUUACCGGUGACCUAGUACGUCGUUUCACCUGCACAGGGCGGCUGUAUAACGGUGACAGUUUAGUAAAUAUGUAAAGAAUGAUAACAAAGUUUGAAUUUUAUUUAGCAUUAGUGGAAAAUGGCAUUCAUUAUAUGAUACAAAGACAGGGUCAACAUUCAAAGUUUAUUCGCAAGCGAAUCAAAUUUCUCUUGCAGUACGUGUAGGGAACGUAUACAUUCGUAAAGGUGCGAACCAGCGCUAGGAAACCGAACACGAGACGAUGUCGAGAUGAAGCCCGAGACCAUAUAGCGCAGAACUAACAAGUGAACUCGGCGACGUGUUGCGUCGCCUCAACCUCGUGUUCUCUGGCGCUGGUGUUCGCAUAAUGAAAAAAAAAAAGCCCAACGUGAUGUGCUAGCAUUGUUAAAGCUUUAGUACACAAGUAGCUCGGUGAGGAGUUCCGAAAUAAUAAAAAAAUAAUUUUAGACGAUGUCGGCGCUCUUAGAUGGCACCGGCCCCUUCUCGUCAUUUGGUGAACAACAUGAAAUCCCGAUAGGCACCGAAGAACACUGAACACAGUGUUCACACAGUGGAGACAUUUGCCAUGUAUAUUGUAUGUACCCGCUGACCCACUGACUAGAAAAUGUGUUAUUAGGCGACAGUAUCGCGUCUACUUUUGAGACUUUCGACUACAUAGGUGUGGAGACAUUUGCCAUAGUCUUCCUGUGGAAACGUUGCUUUAUAAGUCCUGGUGCUUGUGUGAAAUGAUUAUUUGAUAUGUAACCGUGAACCCUGAGUGAUGUAUGACGGAACCACCCAAGAGAUAAGGAGUAGCCGGCGCCUUAAAUUGCGCGCCAACAUCUCCUUAUAUCAUGUCAAAAAAAAAAAAAACACGAACACACGCAAAGUUGUGUUCACGAGUCUAGGAAGCCCUAGAUCUGUAAACUGUAACUCGGAGAAACAAAAGUUUACAGCGUUACGUUUAAAGAGAUCCGAGUGACCCUUUGUCCCCCCUGGAAUUUUCGUAAGGCUACACAGAAAGUAAAAAAAAAAUGAUUCUGCAAUUGAAUCAAGGAGAAGCUUAUGCUUUCAGGGUGAUAUCACGUCCAUUUAGGAACGGCAGGAUUGAAACCUGACGUCAUGUCGGUUCAAAAAAGAAACUCGAACUCCUAUACAGCAUUUACGUUUACAAAUGUGGCGACAAACCCGGCGACUUGCUUACUUAUCCCAUCAUUUUAUUUCUACUGAGACUUAGACCUGAACGGGAGUUUUGAGAAAUAAGAAUACUGCGAUUGAGCUUCUGAAAGAGAAUUCAUUUUUAUAUUUCAUGGGAUUAUUGUGUGCAACAAACUGCUUUUCUUUUUGGCAGUGCGUCCAAGGCACAGUGUCAUGGACUUUUGCCCGAUUUCACUUGUUUCUACCUUGGCAUUAGUAACUUUUCUUGGAACGUACUCUGUCGUCUUGCCUGUUAUAUUGCAUUGUUUCUUCAUCAGUGUAAAAUACUGACUAUUGUACCUUUGGCCCACCCUGCCACACUUCCUUUAAUGGCCCUGCAAGUGCUGAAAAAAAUAA
Messenger RNA from Dermacentor andersoni, 8487 nucleotides. RefSeq names its product sodium/potassium/calcium exchanger 5-like. Gene Ontology annotation, biological process: calcium ion transmembrane transport; intracellular calcium ion homeostasis. Gene Ontology annotation, cellular component: plasma membrane. Lineage: Eukaryota; Metazoa; Arthropoda; Arachnida; Ixodida; Ixodidae. The record is from RefSeq and is a predicted model, not a curated record. Gene Ontology annotation, molecular function: calcium channel activity; calcium, potassium:sodium antiporter activity.